UUCAGAAGGAGCCAGGUAAAAGGCUAGCCCUCUGUAGGCUAUUGAAUAAAAGAACAGGGCAUUGUUUCCACUUCUCAUCAGCCGAAGAUUUGCUUCGCAUGGUUUGGGACCUGCCACAGGAUCGAGUAGCAGCAGUUCAUGCUGGCAAGUUUGAGGAAUGAUUAAGAGCACAGGGAAAGGCUACUGCAGAAGCUAUUGCAGCAGAAUGAAUGAGUGUUGGAGUGAAUGAGUGGAGAAGGACCGAGUCGGCUGAGCUCUGCCCGGAUUCUCCCAUCUCUUGCUCCGUCUUCAUUAACUGUCUCUAGUAGGGCUACGGAGAAAAACAGAUGCACUGAGCAAGUGCCCGCUGGAACUGUGACGGUACCCUCUCCAUUGUGGAAAAUGGUAAACAGAGACAUGAAUGGAUUCCCAGUCAAGAAGUGUUCGGCCUUUCAGUUUUUUAAGAAGAGGGUACGAAGAUGGAUUAAGAGCCCAAUGGUCAGUGUAGACAAGCAUCAAAGCACCAGUCUCAAAUUCACGGGGCCCUCUGCGAUGCACAUAUCUCAGAGUGAGCCAGACUUUGAAACUCCCCUAUGCCAGACAUGCCUGGGCGAUCACAGUUUCCGGAGAGGGAUUCUGCCUCAGGAGGAGUCAUGCUCCUGGGAAAGCCACCAAACUCAUGAAAUGAAGGACCCUUAUUCUAACGCUGACAUUGUGAAUAAACCUGAUCCGAGAACUUUCUGGAAUAACGAAGACCCAGCUUUUAUGAAGCAAAGACGAAUGGGGCUGAACGACUUCAUUCAGAAAAUUGCCACCAACUCCUACGCAUGCAAACACCCCGAAGUUCAGACUAUUUUGAAAAUAUCCCAACCUCAAGAGCCCGAGCUUAUGAAUGCCAAUCCAUCCCCUCCACCCAGUCCUUCGCAGCAGAUCAACCUAGGCCCAUCAUCCAACCCUCAUGCUAAACCAUCAGAUUUUCACUUCCUGAAAGUGAUUGGGAAAGGGAGUUUUGGGAAGGUUCUCCUUGCAAGGCACAAGGCAGAAGAAGAAUUCUAUGCAGUCAAAGUUUUACAAAAGAAAGCAAUCCUGAAGAAGAAAGAGGAGAAGCACAUCAUGUCAGAACGCAAUGUCCUGCUGAAAAACGUGAAGCACCCUUUCCUGGUUGGGCUCCACUUCUCUUUCCAGACGGCAGACAAAUUGUACUUUGUCCUCGACUACAUUAAUGGUGGAGAGUUGUUCUACCAUCUCCAGAGGGAACGUUGCUUCCUGGAACCAAGGGCUCGUUUCUACGCAGCUGAAAUAGCCAGUGCCCUGGGUUAUUUGCACUCCCUGAACAUUGUUUAUAGAGACUUGAAGCCAGAGAAUAUUUUGCUCGAUUCUCAAGGGCACAUUGUCCUGACUGACUUUGGACUCUGCAAAGAAAACAUAGAACACAAUGGCACAACAUCCACCUUCUGUGGCACACCUGAGUAUCUUGCACCAGAAGUUCUUCACAAGCAACCCUAUGACAGGACUGUUGACUGGUGGUGUCUAGGAGCUGUUCUUUACGAGAUGCUGUAUGGAUUGCCUCCAUUUUAUAGCCGGAACACCGCUGAAAUGUAUGACAACAUUUUGAACAAGCCACUUCAGUUGAAGCCAAACAUCACAAAUUCUGCCAGGCAUCUACUUGAGGGCCUACUGCAAAAAGAACGAACCAAGAGACUUGGGGCCAGGGAUGACUUUAUGGAGAUUAAGAACCACAUUUUCUUCUCUGUAAUUAACUGGGAUGAUCUCAUUAAUAAGAAGAUUACACCCCCUUUUAACCCAAAUGUGAGUGGACCCAGUGACCUGCGGCACUUCGAUCCCGAGUUUACAGAAGAGCCGGUCCCCAACUCCAUUGGCCAGUCCCCGGACAGCAUUCUCAUCACUGCCAGCGUCAAAGAAGCAGCCGAAGCGUUCCUGGGCUUCUCCUAUGCACCCCCCGUGGAUUCUUUCCUCUGAACUGGCUGGCGGGGGCACGGCUUUUGGAAGGGCAUCGGGGGCUUUUUUAAUUUCAAGAUUUUUAUGUUGUUGUUGUUGGCCUUUAGACUGAUCUGCCGGCUGACUGAUCAUCUUGAAAGAUAAUUUGCACAUCUCUGUGGAAGCUUGGCAGCCUUUAAUUUCAAACUACACUGUUUGCUGGAAGCUUUCUGAAGAGCACAUACUCCUUGCAGUGAGCUCACAAGAUUUGUUGUUGUUGUUGUUGUUUUUAGUCUCCCCUCAAGUGGUGCUAUCUCUUUGAAACGAGCAUCAGAUGGCUGUCCUAGACGGCUGUGGUAGUUUGGUAGGAGCAAGUGGCUGUGUGGAAGUGGUUUUCUCAAAAUCCUUGCUUGAAGAUCUAUCCAGAUCUGCUAAUGGAUUUUAUGAAAUGUGCCUUUUUCUGAUGAGAUCGUGUUAGCUCCAAAGCUUUCCUGUUGCAGAGUUUCUCUUUUUUUUUCUCCCUCUCCUGUGGAUAUACUAUGUGAAAAUGGUAUGAGUUUGGUAUGCUUACUCCAGAUGGAUUUAGUUUGCAUCAAUGUGACACUUGCAGGAUUCUACAAAGUGGGACAUUGUUUGUUUUCUUCCAUAUUUGGAAGAUAAAUAUACGUCUAGACGUUGAGGGGAUUUUUUUGUAAGAUAUAUAGUUAAUAACUAAAUUUUAUUGAAAUGGGCUUGCCAUGACUUGUACCCAGAUGCUUGAAGAAAGCAUUGCUGCUACAAAUAUUUCUAUUUUUAGAAAGGGUUUUUAUGGACCAAAAUGCCCCAACUGCAGUCAGUUAAAGCUGUUGGUUUCACUGAAUAGAAGUUUGAAACGGUCACCUGUAAAAUGGGCAUUAUUUAUGGUUUUCCUUUUUGCAUUCCUGAUAAUUACUUGUAAUGUAUUGUAAAGAAAAGACAAAAGUCUGUACAUUGAGUUAUAACAUUAGAUGUAUAUUUAAACUUCCAGGCUUACUUGUAACAUGUAUAUAUCAUCAUUGUAAUGUACUGUAAUUAACAUGGGUAUAAUAUGUACAACCCUCACCACACAACUUUUUUUGUGUGAUCAAACCUAUUUUGGUUUGCAGUAAAAGUCUUGAAAAAAA
This is a messenger RNA of Tachyglossus aculeatus (Australian echidna), 3059 nucleotides long. RefSeq names its product serum/glucocorticoid regulated kinase 1 (gene SGK1). The record is from RefSeq and is a predicted model, not a curated record. Gene Ontology annotation, molecular function: phosphatidylinositol binding; ATP binding; protein serine/threonine kinase activity. NCBI's taxonomy places the organism in Eukaryota, Metazoa, Chordata, Mammalia, Monotremata, Tachyglossidae. The transcript is spliced from 14 exons. Gene Ontology annotation, biological process: protein phosphorylation. Bases 226 to 1959 code for a protein of 577 amino acids.